AUGCAUGCGGUCUGCUUUUUCUCGGCCUUGAACGUCCUUGUACCAGUGAUAUUUCCCGAUUCCCCAUACCACUCCUUCCUCGAAGAUUUCGAGGUCUUUAUCCUUGCAAUCCUCGCCACGCGGAUGCACCUCCGUCUUUGGCAUAUCGACAAUACCAAGCACGACGGUGAUGCGCUCUUGUACAUUUCCAUGUCGGACAUGUCACCUGGAGCCUGAGACCGUACGGUGUGACGUCUUAUCGCGUGGCUUAUUCGGUGUUGUGAAGUUUGGACUGUGAGAUGACUGGUUUGGGUGGCUUGGCAUGAUGGAUACCUUAAUAUCGCAGAACUCGCACUAUAAAUCUGUUUGCACACGAUUCACGACUAAUGAUGACAACUCCUGCAAGUUGGGUUUACAUAGUAC
Suillus subalutaceus is the source of this 402-nucleotide messenger RNA. RefSeq lists its product as uncharacterized. The transcript is spliced from 4 exons. The record is from RefSeq and is a predicted model, not a curated record. NCBI's taxonomy places the organism in Eukaryota, Fungi, Basidiomycota, Agaricomycetes, Boletales, Suillaceae. The coding region runs from base 1 to 216 and encodes 71 amino acids.